UGUCAGUGUCAAUAAAUACAAAUAUUUCUUUAAAUAUUAAGCUUGCCUUUAUCCUCAUUAUUUCAGAAUUAAUUUUAUGAAGUUCCCAUUACGGACGGCGAUUUUAAUUUGGUAUUAUAGCUAAAAAUGGGCUCUGAGCAGUCCAUGCCACCCAAGAAUCAGCCACAAAGGGCACCUCCUGUUAGACGAGGGCACACUAUAGCUGGUACAAAUGUACCAGAUUCCCACAGAGGUGAUGCAACUACCAGUGGUAAUAACUCUCCCGGGGCCAGCAUAUGUUCAGACUCUGAGUUACCAUAUAUAUCUUACACUGUUGAUCGUCCUAUUGGAGAUUCUCCCAAACAUUCGUCAAAGAAUCAAAGAAUGGCAGAGAAUAAAAAGUCUCUACUACAGAGGCGUCAGAUGAGUCUGCAGGCACGGAAGACCAAACGUGCCAGGGAUAUUGUUGUUGUUAAACCUGCGUCAGAUACACAGUUGGAUGAAGAUAUACAAAGAUUGCAGGAAAUUCCUACAUUUCUCCCCAUCAUGAGGGGUACCCUUGGUUUGCCCGGUGCUCGUGAUCCUGAAGUGAUAGCUGGACUAGAUUAUCGACCGUGGAUUCGUAUGACGACGCGGCUGCAGGCGCACCUCUCCGCCUGCGCACAGCCCAUUGCCGCUGACGAACUCACGCUAGCUUCUAAAGUUAAAGAGAUAGAUGCGGAGAUCUCCCGUCUCUAUUCGUUGUUGGUGGAUAGACAGAGAGCGAACGCGCGGCACGCGGAGCGGCUGUCGCGCGUGCGAGAGGUCGCACACCACUUAUCCAGAUGCAGGUCUCUCGUCAACCAGUCAUUACAAGACAUCGAAGAACUGAAUCUUUUACUACCUGAGAACAAAAGAUUGGAGCCUUUCGUAUGGAACGAAGAAAAUACCUCAUAAUCAAUAAUAUAUAUAGAAAUGUUAUUUACAAUAUAAGCAACAUGAUCACAUGUGAAUUCUAUGCCGAGUUUUAUGUCGCUUAGAUCCCGUUUGGGAAGAUCUCACCUUGUUUUAAAAUCUGAAUUAAAUAUAUUUAAUUUUUAA
This is a messenger RNA of Papilio polytes (common Mormon), 1059 nucleotides long. It is a transcript of the gene BORCS5, whose product is annotated as loss of heterozygosity 12 chromosomal region 1 protein homolog. Gene Ontology annotation, cellular component: BORC complex; synaptic vesicle membrane; cytoplasmic side of lysosomal membrane. Gene Ontology annotation, biological process: organelle transport along microtubule; positive regulation of anterograde synaptic vesicle transport; lysosome localization. Lineage: Eukaryota; Metazoa; Arthropoda; Insecta; Lepidoptera; Papilionidae. The record is from RefSeq and is a predicted model, not a curated record. The transcript has 8 exons. The coding region runs from base 127 to 915 and encodes 262 amino acids.